Molecule: messenger RNA, 3983 nt
Organism: Labrus bergylta (ballan wrasse)
Lineage: Eukaryota; Metazoa; Chordata; Actinopteri; Labriformes; Labridae
Gene: ilrun
Product: inflammation and lipid regulator with UBA-like and NBR1-like domains
Biological process (GO): macroautophagy
Cellular component (GO): phagophore assembly site
Molecular function (GO): ubiquitin binding
Source: RefSeq, a predicted model, not a curated record
ACCCCUCCCCACCCCCCAACCCCUCCCCUCCCCCGUCUCUGUUGCGGGACACCCGCCACCCAUGGAGGGCACAGACAUGGACGUGGACGCGGAGCUCAUGCAGAAGUUCAGCUGUAUGGGCACCACGGACAAGGACGUCCUCAUCUCGGAGUUUCAGAGGCUGCUGGGCUUCCAGCUCAACCCGGCCGGCUGCGCCUUCUUCCUGGACAUGACCAACUGGAACCUGCAGGCUGCUAUCGGUGCAUAUUAUGACUUUGAAAGUCCCAACGUCAACACGCCAUCCAUGUCCUUCGUUGAAGAUGUGACAAUUGGGGAAGGAGAGUCAGUUCCUCCAGAUACGCCGUUCACGAAGACCUGGAGAAUACAAAACACAGGUGCUGAGUUGUGGCCACCUGGGGUUUGUCUCAAGUACAUUGGGGGGGAUCAGUUUGGGCAUGUAAACACGGUAGUGGUUAAAUCACUAGACCCCCAGGAGAUAUCAGAUGUGAGUGUGCAGAUGAGAAGUCCCACAAAUCCAGGCAUGUACCAGGGCCAGUGGAGGAUGUGUACAGCGACCGGAUUAUUCUACGGAGACGUAAUCUGGGUGAUUCUGAGCGUAGAAGUUGGAGGUCUCCUCGGCGUGACCCAGCAGCUGUCCUCUUUCGAGACGGAAUUCAACACCCAACCCCAGCGCAACGUGCAGGAAGACUUCAACCCGUUCGCCUCGCCGCAGAAAAACAAGCACGACGCCACUGACGACAGCUUCAGAGAUCCUGGCGGGGCGUGGGAGCGCACGCAGGAGCCAAUCCAGCAAGAUCAAAAUGGACUGUCUCAUAAUGCUGUAAAUAGAGCGUCGAAUGGUCUCCAAACCAAUCUUUCUGUGGUGACUUAUGGUCAGGGUAUUCACGGGCCCUAUCCAUUUGGACAGAGCUAGAACGACAAAGAUCCCCCCCUCCCACGGUGGAUGACGAGCUGAACACCCUGGGAGUCCUUAAAUACAGAGGAGUCGGAGGGGGGAGGAACUGUUGUUUUAUAUUGACUCAUGCCAACCCUCUCCCUGACCUCAUGGCCCCUUUCCACAGAAACACAAACUACAGUGGGGUGAUGGAUUACAUCCGCUACAGUGACACGCCCCACCUGACAUCAAAACACCCGGACUCGCAUGUGUGAACGCUUCAUUAAAGAGUUAAAAAUAGAUACACGCAACUAUUUUUUAUUUCCACUGUAAGACACGUCUCGUUCAUGGGAAUAUCCACUCUAAACUAUCCGCACAUCAUUUAGUUCUCUUCAGGGUUCAAACACAAGACGGGAAAUGUUUCCAGAAUUGCAAAGAAUUUUUUAAAAUUAUUUUUCCCCCCCAGCCUUGUUAAAAAUAAAGACAUAAAAGAACUUCCACUUUUACAAGGAGAGAUAGUACCUCUUAUUCACCACAUUAAUGAAAAGCCUUACACCAGUUCCACUGAUAAAUAACUGUCGAGGAGUAUUAUACCAGACUGUUGGUCACAGACAGUUAAUGAAGCAUUGCCUAUCACAAAUUACUAAUACUAAACCACAACGUUUCUAUAGUCCCUGGAUAAAUGUAGAUGGUCAAGUUUUCACUAUGCAAGCUUUCACAUAGCAGUACCACUAAAGCUGUACAAUAAUCGAAGCAUAACGUUGGAGAACUAUCAAUUCAAUUUGAGUUUAAUCGCCUUAAAAGCCUGACUUUGUCUGGUGUGAAUCAUCUUUACUCGUUUAGUUCAACAUUUAGUUAUAAUAAAGCUGAGAAGGUCGUUUAGGUCUGUGGAAUUAAAACUUACAGGUUGAGCAGAAAUAACUCCAGAUAAAGUUUGAAAUUGAGCUCUUAUAGGAUUUCUUGUAGACACUGCCGUGCACAGAUCUGUUAGUAUUUUCUUUAUUAAACAUCCUUUGGUUGAUAUUUCUUUGAAGGCAACAGCUGUGUUCAACCUGAAAAUGUCAUUACAGAACUUAUGAUUGACUUUCACACAUUUAUUUCAAUGCAGAUUCUUCACAUUUAUAGCUGAGAUAACAAGAAGUCACAAAGUUUACAGUUUAUUUUUUUACAUUUACAUCUCAAAAGGUAGAACAUACAUAAAUAAAACUAGAUUAACACAAUUUAGAUCGUCUUUAUCCCAUUUCUCCGACCUCACUACAGAAAUCCUGUGUUUACUGCAAUUAAACAUUAAACUUAACAUCACACAUUUAGAAGUCCACCAUCUGUGUGCUUCAAGAAAAAAGAGUAGACCUGUAUCAUGUUUGAUGAACGUACUAGUGCCAUUAACACAACAUACAGAACACAACAUGUUCUGAUGUAAAGAUUUUAAAAAGGAUUAGAGUAAAAAAUCCCCUCUCCCAUUUUCAAAGAGAAUAUGGCCCUUGUCUCCCUGUGUAGGAUCCCUGUCACUCCUAAGAGAACAAAGAGACACUAAUCUGCUCUGUCAUCAGGCAUCGCUGUCUGAAAAUUACCCUUCCUGACAGCUCUGGAGAUUUCUUUUUUUCAACGUGUUUUAGGGUGGAUUUCCCUUUAAUCAGACGCUGAAGGGGAUGUGAGUGAAUGUGAGAGAGUGCGGCUGGAGGACGGGUUGAAAAAAAAAAAAAGCCAUUCAAAUCUAUUUUUGCCUGAUGAGUGACUGUAGUCUGAGUCCAUGUCAAUUGUAUGUGUCCGACUAUAUAUAUAUAUAUAUAUAUAUGUGUAUGCCAGGGAAUGUGUGGGUGCAUGUGUUAUGGUUUCUCUUUGAAUUUACUGACAUGAUAAUAGUGUAUACUACUUGGGCAAAGGAUGACGUGUCUUUUCUUCACAGACACACCUACAUUUAGAGAGAUUUACCGGGCGUGUACCUCUGAAGUAUUGUUGAGUGAUUCAGCAGCGUUUGGAUGAACUGACUCACUAUUUGCCCUUUUUUGUUAUUUAUUUUUUUUGCCGUUUUAAUCUUGCACCGCAGUCACAUCAAAUCUCGUUUAAAACCAGCAGGUGGUGCUAAAAAAAUCAGAAGACCAACCUUAAACUAGAUUUCCACAUCACGCUGAGUGCUUUGCAAGGACAAGUUGUAGUAGUUUGUUUUUUAGUUUGAGUAUGAAAAUGAAUGGUUCACAUCAGGAUUAGCCCUGAUGGUAUGUUACUGCUAUUUGCACAAAUCUAUUCAUCACUUCUAAUAAGGAAACAUGUUUUUUUUUUGUUUUUGUUUUUUUUGCUUUUAUUGGUUUGUAAUACCAGCAUUUCCUGGAAGAUUUUAUUGUGUUUUAUUUUUACUUGCUCCUCUCCCCUAAAGACCUCUCAGCUUUAAAGUUUAAUUUUCAUGGUUCUUUAACGUUAGUUGAAUCCAUGCAGCGUUGUCUGACUGAUUCAUGCUAAAGUUGAUCACACGUGUAGGAUUUGUACAUCAGCGGACUUUCUACUAUCACACCUGAAUUUAAACCUCAGCUUUGCCUUGUUCAUAAUGUUGGAAGUUAUUUCAUGUAUUUUUGGGAUUAAAAAUAAAAAAAAUGGGGAUGUUGUUAACGGGACUCCAUGAUAGUGUUUUUGAUCUUUCUUCAAUGAGGGUGAAAAUGUGUUUUAUAAAUGUGUCGUCUUUUAAUCAAACUUUCUCUUGAGUGCUAAGGAUGAACCUCUGAAUGUUGUUUCUUGACGUUUAGACUUCGUUGUGGUUUGUACAAUUCACCAGCAUUCUGCGUUUCUGUGUUUGCUUUGAGAGUCUGCUGAAAGUCCUCCUCCCAAACAGUAUACACUGUUCUGCUUUGCUUCUCUGAGUCACGUCAGGGGUUGUGUGUGUGUGUGUGCGUGUAUGAGGCAUGUGAGUAUUGCUGGAUUCAUUCUCUAGGUCGAGUGUGCGACUGUGUGGGUUUGAGACAGGUUGCAUGGUGAGUGGAUGAGAUGAAAGUUUACAUAGUCCUGAAAUAGCACAUUUAUCUGAAGAGAAGCAGUCAAAAUAAAGCCCCCCCCCCCUUCCCUUGUAUCUAUAAGUACGCAUUUGUAUGAUUAAAUUAACACUGAAACAAGGACUACA